Molecule: messenger RNA, 1098 nt
Organism: Mycena indigotica
Lineage: Eukaryota; Fungi; Basidiomycota; Agaricomycetes; Agaricales; Mycenaceae
Product: Casein kinase II subunit alpha
Exons: 9
Coding region: 88-1098 (336 amino acids)
Biological process (GO): regulation of transcription by RNA polymerase I; protein phosphorylation; DNA damage response
Cellular component (GO): nucleus; protein kinase CK2 complex; cytosol
Molecular function (GO): protein serine/threonine kinase activity; ATP binding
Source: RefSeq, a predicted model, not a curated record
CCUUUCUCUCUCACCGUGCCCGUCCUUCUACAAUCUCGGCUCUGGCUUUCACGCUGUCGGCUAUACUCCAAGAGUAGUAUACGUCUCAUGGGCAAAACAGCGCCCUCUGUCUCUCGUGUCUACCCCGACGUUAACGCUAAGCUUGGCCCUUCAUGGCACGAGUAUGACAACCUCCAGGUGCAGUGGGGAACGCAGGACCACUACGAGAUCGUUCGCAAGGUUGGGCGGGGGAAGUAUAGUGAGGUAUUCGAGGGAGUAAAUAUUGUAACCGAGGACAAGUGCAUAAUCAAGGUCUUGAAACCGGUGAAGAAGAAGAAGAUAAAACGUGAAAUCAAGAUUUUGCAGAAUCUCGCAGGCGGGCCGAACAUUGUCGCUCUUUUGGAUGUUGUACGCGACCCCGCGUCCAAAAUACCCAGUCUCAUCACCGAAUACGUCCACAACGUGGAGUUUAAAGUGCUCUACCCUCGCUUCACGGACCUCGAUGUCCGGUAUUAUAUGUUCGAACUCCUCAAGGCGUUGGAUUACUGUCACUCAAAAGGCAUCAUGCACCGAGAUGUCAAGCCUCACAAUGUUAUGAUAGACCACGAGCAUCGAAAGCUUCGCCUAAUCGAUUGGGGACUGGCAGAAUUCUAUCAUCCCAAGACAGAGUACAACGUCCGUGUAGCCUCGCGUUACUUCAAAGGACCGGAGUUGCUGGUCGAUUUCCAAGAAUAUGACUAUUCCCUUGAUAUGUGGAGCUAUGGCUGUAUGUUCGCGUCGAUGAUUUUCAGGAAGGAGCCUUUCUUCCACGGUCACGACAACUACGAUCAGCUUGUCAAAAUAACCAAGGUUCUGGGAACGGAUGAACUCUACGCGUACAUCGACAAGUAUAGCAUUCGUCUCGAUCCACAAUAUGACGAGCUUCUGGGGAGAUACCCUAGGAAGCCUUGGACACGGUUCAUAACCUCCGAAAAUCAACGAUAUAUUUCCAACGAGGCCAUCGACUUGUUAGACAAGCUAUUACGGUAUGACCACCAGGAGCGUUUAACUGCCAAAGAGGCUCAAGCGCAGCCAUACUUCGAUCCUGUGCGAUCUGAUGGGGCAAGCGAUAAUCAUUGA